Orbilia oligospora ATCC 24927 is the source of this 333-nucleotide messenger RNA. RefSeq lists its product as uncharacterized. The coding region runs from base 1 to 333 and encodes 110 amino acids. NCBI's taxonomy places the organism in Eukaryota, Fungi, Ascomycota, Orbiliomycetes, Orbiliales, Orbiliaceae. The record is from RefSeq and is a predicted model, not a curated record. The transcript has 3 exons.
AUGGGCCUCGUAUCCGCUUCGACGCAGAUCCGAAUAAUCUCGGCCUUGCAUCUGGCCAUAGCUUACCACUUGAUCUUCCAACCGAAGCUGCUGGACCAGCAAGGUGUCGUCGUCCUUCUCGGCCAGGCGAUGGGAAUCGACGAAGUGGUGUCAUUCUCGUCAGCUGCCGUCCGGCCCGUGUCAUCAUUUCUCGGUCUCCUAUUCGGCUUCAUCGGCUGUAGUGAUCUCAUAGCCGCUAGCAUCGACGGUAUCCCCUUCUACAUCCACUGGGGCGGCCAAGGUAUGUUUUAUCUCUCAAACAGCAUCCCGUACUCUUCUGGUAUCACCCUCUAA